UACUAAAAAAUGUUUUUUUUUUAUCGAUAUAUUAUUAUUUAUUAAUUUAACAAAGCCAUGUCUGUUCUAACUAUAUGUUUUGGUACUUGUGGUAUACGUUUUACCCAUAGUCUUUAUUCCACUAUUUUUAAUGACAUAAACACUUUUGAUCCCAUUGUUACUGAACAAGUUAACCAAGAGUAUAAACAUACCAGUGAGUCUUAUUUCUUUGAUUUAAAAUCUAGUGGUUAUUUGGAGCCCAGGUCAAUUUUAAUUGAUAUAGGAGAUCCAAAUAUUGGUGAUACUUUAAAAAAAUCAAAAAAUUGUAAUUGGGGAUUUGGACAAAAUGCAUUAGGGUUUAAUUUUAUUGAAGGAACUACAAAUAACUGGUCAUAUUGCUAUUAUGUCAAAGGUCCUGAAAUGUUUGAAGAUGUUUCUAGUCGGUUGAGAUUUGAAAUAAAUAAAAUUGAUAAAAUUGAAUAUUUUUUAAUAAUAUUAUCACCUUCGGGUGGUUGUGCUGGAUCAGCAUGUUUUAUACUUGAAAAAUUAAAACAGGAUUUUCCUAAAAUUUCUUUUAUUGUAGUCUUUGUCAUGCCAUAUCAGUCAAAAGAUGCUAUCCAAAAUUAUAAUACUUCAUUUACUAUUAGCAAACUGUACAGUAUAUCAGAUUGUAUUUUUUCAUUUGAUAAUUCUGUUUUACAAGAAGUUUGUCAAGCUGGGCGUUCAGAAAUCAAAGUUUCAUUUGAUGAUUUGAAUCAAAUAGCCAGCAAACAAUUAAUAUCUAUAUUUCAACCAGUAGAACAUCAAACAUUUCCUUAUUUUCUGUCACUUGUACAUGAUCAAAAAUAUAAAUUUUUAAGAUUACAGUCAUCUCCAAAUUAUAGAAAAGAAUAUUCUUCAUAUGAAUCAACUCCAAGAUGGGAAGCAAUUGUGAAUCAAACUAUACGUUCAUUAAAUUCAUCACAUUGUGUGUCUUUUGGAAAUUUUGUUGUAUAUCGAGGUGAUACUUCCAAUGAUGUUGAUAAAUUAAAUUUUUCUGGAAAGUUAAGUACUUUAUCAUUUUCUAAACAUAUUCUAGAGGAACAUAAAUUUUUACAAAUGUUUCAACAAAGACAUUUUAUGGGUUCCAAAUAUUUAAGUGUGUUGUCAAAUAACUCAACAAAUGUUUCUGCUUUAAGCUCUGUAGUAAAAUUAGCCAAACGGGCUUUUUCCCAUAAAGCAUUUGUACAUCAUUAUAUUCAAUAUAAUACAAAUAUCAAUGAUUUUAAAAAUGUUUUUUCUCAUGUGAACGAAAUUAUUAAAGACUAUUAUGAAUUAGAGUGAUUUAACUCUUCAUAGUACCUACUUUUGUUUUAAUUUUAUUAACUAUUAGAUCUCAACAUAUUAGUUAUAAUUUUUUCUAGUCAGUUGUCACAAAUUAGUCUUAAGGUGUUCCUAGAUAUUUUUUUCACUUUAUUCCUGUUUUUAACGACAAUUUUAAUUAUUGGUACCUAUUUGGUUUUUUUUUAUAAAAACUUAUAAUUUUUUUUUUUAGUGUGCUACUGAAAUUGUACAAACUUGAGUGUCAUUUAAAAUAAAUAAUAAAUCAUCUUUUUAGUUUUGAUUGAACACACAUUCAUGUUUAUUAUUCAUAUUAUUUUUUUUUCUUCCCAUAUUUAGUUGAAUAGUUUAAUUUUAGGUAACAAUAUUGCAGACAAAUUUGUAUUAUCAUUUGAUAUUGUAUGAAACUUUGUUAAUAAGUGUAUGAAUGAUGUUUUAAAUACUAAGUCACGUUGGCCAAUAUUCAUUUUUAUUUAAUCUUUAAUCAUUUGUGAGAUGCUUAUGAACUAAUCAUUCAUUAUUUAUUGGUCCAUAAUAUAUUAAUGAACUUUAAAAUAAAUUUGUGGAACCCUGUUAUUAAUUAAUAGAUAUUUAGUUACUGUAAACAUAUCAAAUGGUUACAUUUUGGGGUUUUUAUUUAAUAAUAGCUAAUGAAUUGUGUAUGAUACAAUUUAAAAAUAAAAUAUAUACUCCAUAUACGCCUAUUCAACUACUACUAUUAUUAUUAAUUUGACUACAUAAGGAGUUAUCAGCUUAACAGCUUAAUAUUUUAUUUUUAUGUUUUUUAAACAGUUAUCAUUCUUAGUGUUUUAGUCCUCACAAGUGUUUGGUUAUUUCAAGAUUUUAUAUAUUAUCUUUUGAUUUUUGUCUCUCAACAUCAACAUUCAAUCAUCUCAAUUUUCUUAUGAGUGAUUCAUGUCUAUUCAGUUGAACACCGAUCAAGUUGAAUAGGUGUACAUGAGCUUUUUAUAUAAAUCAAAGGUAACAU
This is a messenger RNA of Myzus persicae (green peach aphid), 2287 nucleotides long. RefSeq names its product tubulin delta chain-like. Gene Ontology annotation, cellular component: cytoplasm; microtubule. Lineage: Eukaryota; Metazoa; Arthropoda; Insecta; Hemiptera; Aphididae. The transcript has a single exon. The record is from RefSeq and is a predicted model, not a curated record. Gene Ontology annotation, biological process: mitotic cell cycle; microtubule cytoskeleton organization. The coding region runs from base 58 to 1302 and encodes 414 amino acids. Gene Ontology annotation, molecular function: GTP binding; structural constituent of cytoskeleton.